Messenger RNA from Clonostachys byssicola, 2013 nucleotides. Lineage: Eukaryota; Fungi; Ascomycota; Sordariomycetes; Hypocreales; Bionectriaceae. The record is from the annotation of a GenBank genome assembly.
AUGGCUACUGCUACCCAAAUCCAGUUGUCACCCUCCCCGUCGCUGACUACAAAACCUGAGUUGGAGGACGGGGUAAACAUGGAGGACAUGGUCCAUCUCGCUGGCCUCUGCCGCACCUCUCUCAACGCACUCAACCUCCACCUGCCUGAUUUGAACUUGAACCUUCCUUACACUGCCGACGAGAUCAUCCAACUACCCUUGGACAAACAUCGUGUCCCAGAUGCCCUCUUCAGCCUGCCUCGUCGCAAAUCAGCCCGCCACGCCGAGGCCGAGGCCCUCUGCCGCCUCCUCGACCCGGCCCACGACGGCUCCCUGAGUGCACUCAUCCGAUACGACGCAGACCGUGUCCGCCUUCGUGCUUGGGCGGCUCUGCAGCGCAAAUAUGACCGCCUCAUAGCUACCAAACUGCACGGACGCACCACCAUGGGCCUGUCCGGUGGUGUCGGGCCCGGUAUCCCUCAGCCUGCCUGGUCCAGCCGCAUCACUGGCCAGGGCCCUUGGGACCCGGCCAAGAAACCCAUCUCCCUCGACGGGUGCCCCGCGAUCCCCAUGCCGGUCCAAGUCGCGCACGAGGACGAGCUGGCACCGUUCUUUGAGCACUUGCAGAACGGAGGUACCGACAACCUGGACGGAAUCGAAGACGCCGUCGAGCUUGAUGACGGUCGCGGUGAGCCGCACUAUGGUGUCCACGGUGCCGAGUUCCGCAAAGGUGUCGUGUACGAGGAUGGGCGCAUGGAUCUCUGCAAAAUGGUGGUUGGGCCCGACCACAUCUGGAAGCUCAUGGAGAGCCUGCGGUCCAACAAGUUUGUCCGGCACUUCCUCCUGGGCAAUAACAUCAUCGGCCCCUCUGGCGCUGCGGCCAUUGCCAAGUUCAUCCACGAGCUCCCGGGCCAGAUUGAGACUUGGUACAUUGCUGGAAAUUGCAUCACCGGCGCCAGCUUCACUCCGCUCGUCGACGCCCUGGUCACAUCGCCCGCGGUGCGCCAGGUCUGGUUGAAACGUAAUCCCCUGGGCCCCGGCGCCGCACACGACCUCUUCCGCCUGAUUACGCAAACUGAGAAUCUGAAUACUCUGGACCUGGACCAGACCGAGCUGGGAGAUGCUGGCGUGGCUGAGCUGUUCACCGAGCUCGCCGCUUACAAGGGCCCAGAUGGCUUCAAACUCCCCCUGCGGAACAUGUACAUGAACGGCUGCGGUAUAUCAACCAAAGCCUCCCAGGCCAUCGCGGCCUUCCUUUCGUCUCCUCACUGCGGCCUGGAGUCGCUGUACAUGUCCUGCAACCCCAUCGGUAACGACGGCGCGCUGGCUCUCGCCUCCGCACUGCGCAAUGCAUCAUGCCUCGCCCGACUGUCCUUACAAUCAGUCGGAGCCAGCACCCAAGGUGUCGUUGCGCUGUGCGAGGCCCUCGCCGGCCACCAAGCCAUCCGGUCCCUCGACCUGGGUCAGGCGUUCGCCACCCAGGACCUCGGCCAGGCGUACAACUACAUCGAGGAGGGCGCCCUGCCCUCCAUUGCCGCCAUGAUCCAGUCGACCCCGCGGCUCGAGUACCUCAACCUCGCGCACUGCCCCGUCACCCCGCCGCAGCUCGCCUCCCUGACCCCGGCCAUCCUCGAGAGCCCGUCGCUGCUGUACUACUCGGCCUUCCCUAUCCUACCGGACCCAACCAAGAAGGAGGCUACGUUCCAGCCCUCGCGCGACGACCCGCUCGUCGAUCCAGGCCAGCGGUCCAAGGCGCAGGUGGCCUCGGAGAAGGCGAUCCGGGCGCACCUGGAGGACCACGUGCGGGCCCGGUAUGGCGACGACAUGACCUACGUCCAGUUCCUGGCGGACGAGAAGCGCUGGCUGGUCAACGACCGCGAGGUGCGCAAAAUCGACAGCGUGUACCGGAACCGCGAUGCCGGGCUGGCCCGUCGCCACCUCAUGACCCUGGUGAAAGACUGGGACGAGGACGACCGGACUCUUGAUGAGGUUAUGAAGGUCGUGGGACCGGUUUGCACGCUGCGGCGUCGUUGA